CUCAGUGCAAAUUUGUUUGGCUUUGCCCAACUGUGCGUGGCUUUUCCCAGUCGCUCGGCCGGCCGCUCCCAUUCGCCGCUAAUGCGUCGCUAAUUAGCUGCUGCUGGUUGGGAAAAUGCGUGGGUGCCUUGGGAAAUUCAGCCCUCUGCUGACCGAUUUCAUUUGAACUCGCCAUGGUGAACGAUGACGAAGCCGCGGCCCAAAGUUCUGGCAAGCCCACAGGCUACAACUUCUACCGCUCCUGCUUGGGAUCCCCGCGCUAUGUUGUGGCGCCCAUGGUGGACCAGAGCGAGCUGGCCUGGCGUAUGCUGUGCCGGCGGUAUGGCGCCGAGCUCUGCUACUCGCCCAUGUACCAUGCGAACCUCUUCGCCACAGAUCCCAAGUAUCGCAAGGAUGCCCUGCAGACGUGUCCCGAGGACAGGCCACUGAUCAUCCAGUUCUGUGGCAACGAUGCUCAGCAAAUCCUGGACGCAGCCCUCCUGGCGCAGGACCACUGCGAUGCGGUGGACAUCAACUUGGGCUGUCCCCAGGCCAUUGCCAAGAGGGGUCACUACGGGUCAUUUCUGCAGGACGAGUGGGAGCUACUGACGGAGAUUGUGAGUACGCUGCACACAAAACUAGCCAUUCCUGUGACCUGCAAGAUUCGCAUCUUCGAGGACCUCGAGAAGACCAUUAGGUAUGCCAAGAUGCUGGAGGCCGCCGGCUGCCAGCUCCUCACUGUCCACGGCAGGACGAGAGAGCAGAAGGGUCCACUGACCGGGGUGGCCGAUUGGAACUACAUCAAGAGUGUGCGGCAGCACGUCAAGAUUCCAAUGCUGGCCAACGGAAACAUCCUGGGCCUGGAGGACGUGCACCGUUGCCUCGCCGAAACGGGAGUCGAUGGCGUAAUGAGCGCCGAGGGCAAUCUGCACAAUCCGGCCAUCUUCCAAGGAGUCUCACCGCCCGUCUGGCAAAUGGCCCAUGAGUACUUGGAGCUCGUUCAGCUCCAUCCGUGUCCGAGUUCCUUCAUACGAGGACAUCUCUUCAAGCUCUUCCACCACAUUAUGAAUAUCCGGCAGAACUCCGAGCUACGGCAGUACCUGGCCACUGCAAACCAGCUAGUGCAAUUCCAAAACGUCGUGCAACAGGUGCGGGCGAAAUACGAACCGUUCCACAAGGGCGAAGUGCCAUACGAGCCCGAGCAAAUGGCCGCUGGAUCAGAGGAAGACCUGCCCCUUUCUCCCUGGCUGUGUCAGCCUUACAUACGCGCCUCACCCGAGUCCCAUCGCCAGAAGAUUGCCGAGAAGGUGCGCGAGGCUGAGGAUCCCAACAGAGCCAAGCGGCAGUACUUCGACAAGGACGGCAAGGAGAUCUCCCGCAAGCGGAUGAAGAAACUGCGGAGGCGCCAGCGGAGACCCAACAAAGCGGACGCCCAGAUCCAGCAUCGGCACGAGCGGCGCCUGGAAUACUGCUCGGAGUGCGCCAAUCCCCAGGGAUCCAAGUGCGAGUUCCAGUUGUGCCGCGUGUGCUGCAAGGACAGGUGCUACAACAACGACCGCGACUGUCCUGGCCACGGCAUCCUGAUCAAAUCCCGCCGAGCCAAGGCCAAGCUAUUCGAGGAUGGUCAAGCGCUGCAGGAUGAGCACGACGUGUCCAGAAACUCGGACGACGACCUGACGAUAGCCCUCGCCGAUGCGCGGGAACCGCUCUGACCUUAAAGCUGCACUUUAUGAAACACCUCCCUUGUUUUUGUUUCAUGACUGCGAAUAGAAAUAAAUAAAUGAAUAGCUUGUUUCAAGAA
This is a messenger RNA of Drosophila teissieri, 1780 nucleotides long. It is a transcript of the gene Dus1, whose product is annotated as tRNA-dihydrouridine(16/17) synthase [NAD(P)(+)]-like. Gene Ontology annotation, molecular function: tRNA dihydrouridine synthase activity; flavin adenine dinucleotide binding. The record is from RefSeq and is a predicted model, not a curated record. Gene Ontology annotation, biological process: tRNA processing. NCBI's taxonomy places the organism in Eukaryota, Metazoa, Arthropoda, Insecta, Diptera, Drosophilidae. The transcript has 5 exons. Bases 174 to 1691 code for a protein of 505 amino acids.